Loxodonta africana (African savanna elephant) is the source of this 23633-nucleotide messenger RNA. It is a transcript of the gene CLEC16A, whose product is annotated as C-type lectin domain containing 16A. Gene Ontology annotation, cellular component: endolysosome membrane; late endosome. The transcript has 22 exons. The coding region runs from base 191 to 2938 and encodes 915 amino acids. Gene Ontology annotation, biological process: endosome to lysosome transport; regulation of autophagosome maturation; endosomal transport. NCBI's taxonomy places the organism in Eukaryota, Metazoa, Chordata, Mammalia, Proboscidea, Elephantidae. The record is from RefSeq and is a predicted model, not a curated record.
AGCGCAGCGGCCGAACGGCCGGUUCCGGCUGAAUGUCAGUACGGGGUUGUGGGCUGGGGAGGAAGGUGGUUGGCGGUAUCUCCACCACCCCCGCCUCUGCCUCCUCGUCUUGAGCUGCCCCGCGGGCGCCAGGCUGCUCCGCCGCUCGGGCAUGAGACCGUGAAGCAAACGUCGGGGCUGGGCCGCGGACAUGUUUGGCCGCUCGCGGAGCUGGGUGGGCGGGGGCCAUGGCAAGUCUUCCCGCAACAUCCAUUCCUUGGACCACCUCAAGUAUCUGUACCAUGUUUUGACCAAAAACACCACGGUCACAGAACAGAACCGGAACCUGCUAGUGGAGACCAUCCGUUCCAUCACUGAGAUCCUGAUUUGGGGAGAUCAAAAUGACAGCUCUGUCUUUGACUUCUUCCUGGAGAAGAACAUGUUUGUUUUCUUCUUGAACAUCCUGCGGCAGAAAUCGGGUCGCUACGUGUGUGUUCAGCUGCUGCAAACCUUGAACAUCCUUUUUGAGAAUAUCAGCCACGAGACCUCGCUCUAUUACUUACUCUCUAAUAACUAUGUAAAUUCUAUCAUUGUCCAUAAGUUUGACUUUUCUGACGAGGAGAUUAUGGCAUAUUAUAUAUCAUUCCUGAAAACGCUUUCGUUAAAACUCAACAACCACACUGUCCAUUUCUUUUACAACGAGCACACUAACGACUUUGCCCUGUACACAGAAGCCAUCAAAUUUUUUAAUCAUCCUGAAAGCAUGGUUAGAAUUGCUGUAAGAACCAUAACCCUGAACGUUUACAAAGUGGAUAACCAGGCCAUGCUGCACUAUAUCAGAGACAAAACUGCUGUUCCUUACUUCUCCAAUUUGGUUUGGUUCAUUGGGAGCCAUGUGAUCGAACUUGAUAACUGUGUGCAGACGGACGAGGAGCACCGGAAUCGGGGGAAACUGAGUGACCUGGUGGCUGAGCACCUGGACCACCUGCACUAUCUCAAUGACAUCCUCAUCAUCAACUGUGAGUUCCUCAACGAUGUGCUCACAGACCACCUGCUCAACAGGCUUUUCCUGCCCCUCUAUGUGUACUCGCUGGAGAAUCAGGACAAGGGAGGAGAACGCCCGAAAAUCAGCCUGCCGGUUUCUCUCUAUCUUCUCUCCCAGGUUUUCUUAAUUAUACAUCAUGCACCCCUGGUAAACUCCUUAGCUGAAGUCAUUCUGAAUGGUGAUCCGUCUGAGAUGCACGCUAAGACUGAGCAGGAUGUUCAGAGAAGCUCUGCCCAGCCCAGCAUUCGGUGUUUCAUUAAACCCACCGAGUCGCUAGAGAGGUCCCUUGAGAUGAACAAGCACAAGGGCAAGAGACGGGUGCAAAAGAGACCCAACUACAAAAAUGUUGGGGAGGAAGAAGACGAGGAGAAAGGGGCUGCCGAGGAUGGUCAAGAAGACGCCGAGAAGCCUAAAGGUACAGAGGGUGGUUCAAAAGGCACCAAGACGAGUGGGGAGAGUGAAGAGAUAGAGAUGGUGAUCAUGGAACGUAGCAAGCUCUCAGAAGUGACCGCCAGCACCUCCAUGCAGGAGCAGAACACCACGGACGAGGAGAAGAGUGCCGCUGCCACGGGCUGCAGCGAAAGCGUGCAGUGGAGCAGACCCUUCCUGGAUAUGGUGUACCAUGCCCUGGACAGCCCGGAGGAUGACUACCACGCCCUCUUCGUGCUUUGCCUCCUCUAUGCCAUGUCACAUAACAAAGGCAUGGAUCCGGAAAAAUUAGAACGAAUCCAGCUCCCGGUGCCAAAUGCAGCUGAGAAGACCACUUAUAACCAUCUCCUGGCCGAAAGACUCAUUAGGAUAAUGAAUAACGCUGCCCAGCCAGAUGGGAAGAUCCGGUUGGCGACACUGGAGCUGAGUUGCCUGCUCCUAAAGCAGCAAGUUCUGACCAGCAGCGGCUGCAUCAUCAAGGAUGUGCAUCUGGCCUGCCUGGAGGGCGCAAGAGAAGAAAGCGUUCACCUGGUGCGCCAUUUUUAUAAGGGAGAAGAAAUUUUUCUGGACAUGUUUGAAGAUGAGUACAGGAGCAUGACGAUGAAGCCCAUGAAUGUGGAGUACCUCAUGAUGGACGCCUCUAUCCUGCUACCCCCAACAGGCACGCCGCUGACAGGCAUUGACUUUGUAAAGCGCCUGCCCUGCGGCGAUGUGGAGAAGACCCGGCGGGCCAUCCGGGUGUUCUUCAUGCUCCGUGCCCUGUCACUGCAGCUGCGAGGUGAGCCCGAGACCCAGUUGCCACUCACGAGGGAGGAGGACCUGAUCAAAACCGAUGAUGUCCUGGAUCUGAAUAACAGUGACCUGAUAGCGUGCACAGUCAUCACCAAGGAUGGCAGCAUGGUCCAGCGAUUCCUGGCUGUGGAUAUUUACCAGAUGAGUUUGGUGGAGCCCGACGUGUCCAGGCUUGGCUGGGGAGUGGUCAAGUUUGCAGGUCUUCUGCAGGACAUGCAGGUGACUGGCGUCGAGGAUGACAGUCGUGCCCUGAACAUCACCAUCCACAAGCCUGCGUCCAGCCCCCAUUCCAAGCCCUUCCCCAUCCUCCAGGCCACGUUUGUCUUCUCAGACCAUAUCCGCUGCAUCAUUGCCAAGCAGCGCCUGGCCAAGGGCCGCAUCCAGGCCAGGCGCAUGAAGAUGCAGAGAAUAGCUGCCCUCCUGGACCUCCCAAUCCAGCCGGCAACCGAAGUCCUGGGGUUUGGGCUUGGUUCCACCACUCCCACCCAGCACCUGCCUUUCCGCUUCUACGACCAGUGCCGCCGGGGCAGCAGUGACCCAACAGUGCAGCGCUCUGUGUUCGCAUCCGUGGACAAGGUGCCAGACCUUCUCAACAACCUCCAGAGGAACAGUUCAUCAUUCUCCCUUUCCGAUGUGAGGAAACGAAGGUUGAAAGGAGUCAGCAAGCCCAGGGUCACUGCAGGUCCCCACUGAGGCUUUGAACUCUGUCUGCCCCGGGGCCAGACCCUAAGCCCCACCACCAGGUUGAACCAACCACCUCUGACUUCCCGACUGAGCUCUGACACAUCCAAAGUGAACUUUUCUUUUGAAGAGUUUAGAAAUAAAGACUCUGGAAGUAAAGGCCUAAACCACGACCUCCCAGGGCCUCACUGGUACUGGGCAAAACCACACUGCGGGUUCCAACUCUAUGCAUGUUUCAGGCAGAAAGUCAGUUCUGUUUUUGGAAGCAGGGGCUAUGGUUUGACCUGAAGACUUAACUGUGCCAGGCACUUUAUGUGCACUAAUUUUACCCUCUCAACAGCUCUGGAAGCUGGUGUCACUCAUCCUGCUUUACAGAAAGGAAACUGGAGGCCCUGGCCAAGGCCACACAGCUCACACGAGAGGGACCGAGAUCCGCACUCCACCUUCCCACCUUUGAGUCCAUUUGCUUCAAGGCUGGCUCUGGUAGUCACUGAGCUGCUUUACAUGUCCGCUCUCUGAGUGUCAGAGGUUGGCGGGAUGGACCCUCGUUGGAGGGAGCACACCUGGCCUAGCCUCAGUGUUCCCCAAACCCUUCUUCUGUAUCCACACUGGCACACUCCCUGUGCUCCGAGACCUCACCUCCUAAUGGAUCAACAACAACCUUCUCCCUUGCACAUCACUCUCCAGAAAGGCUAGCCAUAUAGCAGGAUGUGAGCUCAUUUCAAAGCUCUUCGUCCAAGAGACUGACCUUUACUGAUCAAUAGGGUAGGAAGUGUGGGGACCAGGCUCCCAUUCAGAAGUCAGCCCUCAGCUGAGUCUAAGGGGUCCCCUGCUUGCCAGGCCACUUUUGGGGCUCUCAAAGCAGCUGUGAAGAAAGCCUCACACACAGCCCCAGAGGUACCCACAUUCACGGAUCAGGGUCGACAAGGUUUUCUCGCUUGGAACACGCCCCAAAAAGACGCUUUACCAAUAGACACAAUAGCACUUGUUGUCUGAGGAGCCCUCCUCUUGCGAAAUACGGACACAUAACAGGCAGAGCCAGCUGUCAUGCCUCAGUUGAGAUUUUCCUGGGAGGUGGAGGCGGGAAGGAAAAAUAGUUCCAAAGAAUUGAGAAUUGCUUCACUUUUGGGGGUCAUUACCCCCGUCAUGUCCACAUACUUUGGACAUGUUAUCUAGAAGAACCAGUCCCUGGAGAAGGACAUCAUACUUGGUAACGUAGGAGGUCAGCAGAAAAGAGGAAGACCCUCAACAAGGUGGGUAGACACAGUAGCUGCAACAGUGGACUCAAGCAUAGCAACAGUGGUGAGGAUGUUGCAGGACUGGGCGGUGUUUUGUUCUGUUGUACAUAGGAUUGCUUUGAGUUGGAGCUGACUCAGUGGCACCUCACAACAGACUACCCCUCUCAGAGCACUGAAGUGACCAUGGGCCCUGAGCCUCUGGUCAGAGUGUAUCAGAGCGGGGAGCACGCGCCUUGUGGUCAGAAUGUACCAGAGUGGGGAGCACGUACCUGGCCACUUCAGGAAAGAGCUUGUGGAGCCCUGCAGGGAUGUGUAAGAAGACACCAAAACCCUACCGUUUGGUCUUGGCUAUGCCUAGCAUGUUCUGGAGGCUCUAGUGGGCCCAUUGUGAGGCAGCCUCAGAGGCAGCGAAGGAUGGGUGGGCCUGCACCAGCAUCACAGUGCCGGGCAAAUGGCACAGCUGCGGAAGCAACUCCUGCUGUUUCUCAUUUCCUGACUUCUUAGUGCAGGCCAAGCACAUUUAUCGUAAAACAAUUGGAAAGGAUGGAAAAGCACCCAGAAGGGUGCAGUCACUAAAUCUCGCCACCCUGAGGUAUUCAUGAAGUAAAAUCUGCUGUCCAUCUUUCCCAUGGUUCUUUGUGUUCACCUCUUAUAGGGCUUCUUUUCCCAGUAGUAGAGCCUGCCCAGGAGCAAGUCAGCAGAGUGAGGUGGCUGAGCAUAAUCCCUGGAGCCAGGCGUCUGGGUUCCGGUCCCAACCUCACCUUGUUCUGGUGUACUGCCUUGUGCCAGCUGCUUUCCUCUCUGGGCCUCAAUUUAUCCGUAUUAAAAACAGGAAUGAUAAUGUCACCUGCCUCAUCAGGUUACUGUGAGCAUUUGUUGUUGUGGAAUUGCCUUUAAUUCGUGGUGAUCUUACAUAUAACAGAAUGAAAUAUUGCCUGGUCCUGUGCCGUUUUCACAAUCGUUGGUGUGUUUGAGUCCAUUGUUGUGGCAUUUUGUCAGUCCUUCUUAUCGAGGGUUUCCCUCAUUGUUGCUGACCCUCUGCUUAACCAAACAUGGUGUCCUUUUCUAGUGAUUGGUCUUUCCUGAUGUCAUGUCCAAAGUAAGUGAACCAAAACCUUGCCAUCCUUGCUUCUAAGGAACAUUUUAGUUGUAUUUCUUCUAAGACUAAUUUGUUUGUUCUUCUGGCAGUCCACAGUACAUUCAUUAUUGUUCAUCAGGAUCACAAUUUGAAUGCCUCGAUUCUUCUGUUUUCCUUUCUCAGAGUCUACUUUCUGUGUGUACAUGAAGUGAUUGAAAAGACUAUGGCUUGGGUCAGGCAUAUCUUAGUCAUUAAAGUGACAUCUUUUUAUAACUUUAAAGAGGUCUUUUGUAGCAGAUUUGCCCAGUACAAUACAUAAUUUGAUUUCUUGACUGCUGCUUCCAUGGACAUUAAUUAUUGAUCCAAAUAGAGUGAAACUGUUGACAAAUUGAAUUUUUCCUCCAUUUAUCAUCAUGAUGUUUAUCGGUCCAGUUGUGAGGAUUUUUGUUUUCUUCGUGUUCAGGCAUAAUCCAGACUGAAGGCUGUAGUCUUUGAUUUUCUUCAGUAAGUGCUUCAAGUCAUCUUCAUUUUCGGCAAACAAAGUUCUUUCAUCCGCAUAUCGCCGGUUGUUAAUGAGUCUUCCUCCAAUCCUGAUGCCGUGUCCUUCUUCAUAUAGUACAGCUUCAUGGAUUAUUUGUUCAGCAUACAUAUUGAAUAAGUAAGAUGAGAGGAUACAACCCUGCCGCAUACCUUUUCCAAUUUUAAACCACACAGAAUCCCUCUUGUUCUAUUCGAGCAAGUGCCUCUUGAUCCAUGUUCAGGUUCCACAUGAACACAAGUAAAUGUUCUAGAACUCCCAUUCUUCAUAAUGUUGAUCCAUAUUUGAGUAUAAAAUGAGUUCACUCAUGUGAAAUGCCUACAACAAUGCCUGGUACAUAUAAAGUAUUCAAUAAAGGUCAGCUGCUCCCAGCAUUAUUAUUUUUGUUAUUAGUUAGGAGCUAACCCUUGGGGCCUCAAAAUAACAGGUUCACUUUUAUAUACAUUCAAUCAGUUCGCACCAAAAAACUGAUAAUCCAAUAGUCCCUUCUGCUGCAGAUACCAAAGACAUUUGCAGUUGUAUAAAUUUGCUCUUUUCAGAAGUGCUUCCAUUAGCUACCAAUACAACCCUGGUGUGGUAGGCUAGGCAGACAUUUCCUCCUUCUGCAGAAGCAGCCAUGAGCAAUCAGGUUGUGUGGUUUGUCUGAGGCCCCCCAGUUCGUAGAGCCAGAGCUAGGGCCAGGGAAGAACUAAAAUUCGUCUCCUGCAGCCCCCAACCCAGCACACAUCUCCUCCUGGUGAUAGUAGUUGUGGCACUGCUUGAGCCAGGCCACUCCCACAGAACCUCAGGGCAGCUCUGGGAAGCAGGUGCCCCUGCUCAGUCUACAAAUCAGGACGCCCUAGCUCCAAGGACAGCCACAUCCUCCCCGCAUCACACUGUUCCAAGUCCAGGCUGCGCUCGAACCACGUUGUCUCCUUCCCAUCAAGGAACCACAGUGUCUUCAGGUCUGAAGAUUACCCAGUGGUAGGGUACCUGGUGGAGUUGGUUGUGCCUUGGGAGUCCCAUGCCCCAUUGCAGUAGGGUCCUUCCGUUAUGUGAGCCCAGAGCGUGGAAACCAGCCAACAACAUGACUGUCCUCUGUGGGUACAAGUCUCUGCAUCUAAGAGAGAGCCCAUCAGAUCAUUUCAAGAAGCUUUGUGAGCUGUUUCCCUGUUGAUGCUUUUUUUGUUUCUGAGUCAUUGUUUUAUCAACUCUUAAGUCCUCAGUAGCAGACAAGUGAUAGCAAAUGCCAUGGAUCAAAGGCUCAUUUACAGGAGAAAACCAAGAAACUGACAACAUUCUAGCCGUUAAUUUAUCUGUGAAUUGAGAAAAGACCACCUUGAUUUUAUUUUUGCCUUAGAAUAUCUCUGACUAGCUCAAGGAACCCAGGGUUCCCCCUGGGACAGGAUUUGAGAACCACUUUCCAGGAGCUUUCCAAGAGCUAGUCAUAGUGCCCGCCUUGGACUCCAAGAGAUCGAGAUGGCCAAGUAAAGUGGCAUUGCUGAGGAUGUAUACGGCCUGAAAGGAGAGUUAGUUGAUUCAUGAGGGCCACUAGGAAUGAGAAGAACCAAAUCAGAAGAUACGAUGGGACAAAAUAAUUGUGCUGACUCUUCACAGAGAGGCAUAAGCCGUAGGGUCCUCCGCACAACCCUUUCCUUUAUGCCUUGAGCUGGCCCUUCCAGGCAUGUCAGCUGUGGAGGCUGGGAUAGAGGACCGCUGUGUGAGAUGGUCUAGAAGGAAGGGGCAGAGGGUGGCUGGCGUUUUUAAAAGGAACUUUAAAAAUUCCGAGAAAGUUAUAUGACAGAUGUACUAACCAGGGUCAGAAAAGGGAGGUUUAUUCAGGAAGUACUUACUAAAGCUUUUGUGAAUCAUAUGAAUGCAGUGCCACGUGCUGGGCAUGCAGAGGUGGACUGGAUGGGGACAGGCCAAGAUAACCAGGAGGCAGGCACAGGGAGCAAUUCAGGGGGCUUUGGCAUCCCAUCCAGAGGGCACAGCGGUGUGAAGGCAUGAGGGAGCAGGGCUGAGGGGAGGGGAGUGAGGAGAGACAGGCUGGAGAGCCAGGCGGGUUCAGAUGUGAAGAGCCACGUAGGCCUCCUGGAGGAGGCAGCCCAAAGUAGGCACUAUAAUUAGGUCUUGGAAAAUGAUAAAGUGGUUCUCAAACCCUGUUCCAGAGUGAAUCCUGGGCUCCUUGAGUCAGAGAUAUUCUAAGGCAAAAAUCAAACAAAGGUGGCCUCUUCUCAAUUCACAAAUAAUCCCAAAGUACCAGGAAGCCAUGGAAGGUCCUAAAGCAAGGAAUGAGGACUCAAGGGACAUGGGUGGCAGGAUGGAUAGGCUAGAAUCGGGAAGGGCCGGCAGAGCAGAGGUCAGGGGAGGGGGGAGCGCACAGGACAGACGCAGGCAUACUCGGCCCUCACUGUGCCCUCACCACCUGGACAGCACAGGACGAGGCGCCAUCUAAUGAAUAAGUGGGGGAGGCUAGAGAUGUGCCAUCCCAUCAUGGUGGGGUGGGGUCUGGCUCUGAAGUCGGUCUCUGCUCUGCACCGUCACCUCAUGGGCCACCCAUAGGUUCCCGGAGAGGCAAUAAGGACCAAGAUGCCAGCUGGGGUGGAAGGCUUUCCCGAUGGACGGUUCACGCCGUACUUAAAAGGCCCCUCUGUAGAGGCAGCCCCCUCUUUACCUUGGCAUGUACCCUUCUAUGCCUUUCUCUGAUCAGUUACUUGUUGUAUUUGUACUAUAGUAUUAUGCAACCUUUUUUUUUUUUUUUUUAAUUAACUGACUACUACUUUCACUCAACAGUCUCUCGGAGAUUUUUGUCAUUUGAGUUCAUAAGCAGAGUAAUCCAUCAUCUGGGCCAACCACUGUUUAUUUAGCCAGGCCCCUACUGACGGAUGUUCUGUGUGUGGCCAAUUCUUUGUCCUUAAUAAAUAGCAAGCACCUCCGAGCCUUUAUGCAAGGGUUUCCAUAGGGUAAGUAACCAUGACAUGAAUCCUAAGAGGAUCUGGUGACCAGUGAAGUAUGUAGGAAGAGGCAGUAGGAAAGCACAAGACUAGGCAAGAUAUCAGUGAGCCUCAGUUUCUCUCUGAAUGGUCUCUGUGCAUUUAGCUAGCGAGGGCAUUUUGAUGAUCCUGACUUCUGACCCAGAAAAAUCCUUGCAGCUUACUGAUAUCCUUCUGGUCCAGGAGGCUGUGAUGACAAGAAAGAUCCCCAGGAGCUGGGGGCUGGCCCACCCAUGGUCUGACUUGUCAUCCCAGUGUCAGAGCCACUAUGUCAGAGCCGCCACUCGAUUCUGCUCCUGCCUCCUGGCACCUCUGCUUUUGGAGAUCCCUUUCUCUCUGUACCAGCAUACUAGAAAUACGGUACAGCUUCCUGGAUUUGUGGCUGUCCCACCAUGACAUUUUGUAUAAACGUGCUUCUCUCUAAUAAUACAUACCUCUUUUUUUUUUUUUCUUUUAACAUCUCAAAUCCCCGAAGGCGUGAGAGUCAAUAUCUGAGUGUGACAGGACUGGCUGUUUUGUGGCAUCUAUUCAGACUUCAAAAGCUGACUUCCUUAAGCCCCAAGUCAUCACAAAAACAUCUUCCAGAGCACCUGGAUUGGGGGUGAUCAGUUGUUUACUCUGUCUCCACUGCUCCCUGCUGUGGGCACAAGUGGUUGAAAGCCGCCUCCCUUGGUUUCCAUGUUGAACAUGAGAAAUUCAUAGCAUGACUCUGGGAGUCGAUGCUUCUUUGCAGUCAUUCCUCCACGACAUUUGUUACUUGCCGAAAGCUCGGUAUACGUGAUGCAUUUCUAGCAUUGCAGGGUUUUUGUAAGCACCCAGCAUAAGGUUCCAAACCAAAAAACCAAACCCAUUGCCAUCAAGUUGAUUCAGAUUUAUGGCAACCCCAUGUGUGACAGAGUAGAUCUGAGCUCCAUAGGGUUUUCUUGGCUGUAAUCUUUGCAGAAGCAGAUUGCCAGGCCUUUCUUUUGUGGCACCGCUGGGUGGAUUGAAACCACCAACCUUUGGGUUAGUAGUUGAGAACAAACCAUUUGUGUCACCCAGGGAUCUAAGCAUAAGGUUAAGUCCCAUUUACUGAAUCCCAGCUAUGUGCUAAAUACUAAGCUAGUUAGUUGCUUUGCAUAAAAUAAGGAAAUAAAUUUGUGAAAACUGUAGGGUUAACGAUUUUUGCAUCUGAGGCAAGCAAGACUCGAAAAGCACAGCUACUUGCCUGGAGUCCCAGAACUGGUAACCAGGGAGAGAGCCUGCCUUCAGACUCUGCUCUACCAACUGCACAGGCCUGCCUUCCUCUAAUGGUUCUUGGGAAAAACGUUACCUCCUGCCCACAGACCUUCCCUUUCCUGCUAAAUUCAUCUGAAGGCUCUGUGGAGCUUCUGGUGGGAAGCCACCCUUUGUUGUGGCUUCCCGAGCCUUGCUUUCUUGACAGGCCCACAGUCAGGCCUCUCAGCACGCUUGGUUUCCGUGCACACUUGGCCUCCAGGACCAAACACGUCCUUGUAAGCUGCAGGGCAGCCAGGGGUCAGGAAGAGUUGAUGUUAAUAAAAGGAGCCUUCCCCAAAAACUGCCACCCCAGCCCUUAGUAACCUAGAGAGUGCUCUGAAACAGUUGACAUUUAUAAAAUCUUAAGAGUUUUGGAAAAAUGUGUUUUUUGCCAGAUUUCCAGGCUGAUGCCAGAGGGAAAUGCGCACCAGCUCAGAGCAGCAUUCUGGGGUCUUGAAACAGUACCCAGGCCUGGGGGCCCAUGACCCACACACCGUCCUAUCUCCCUGACCUCUUCACCCCAAGCCCAUCCAGUAGCAACUUCUCUCACCACUGAGUCUAGCAGAGGGACCCUUCAUGGCGUCCCAGCACAAGACGCUCACAGGAAGCUGCCAGACCUGAGCCGUUUUAAAAGCUACUGUCAUUUUAGCACCUACUGUGUGCCAGGUAUAUGUCAUAGUGCUAUUUCAACCAUGCCACAACUCUGCCAGUGACAUGCAAUAAAGAGAUGGGGACACAGACCCCGGAGCCAGACCAUCAGGGUUCAAGUCCCCACUUGACCAUGGAGCUGUGUGAUGUUGAGAAGUUCUUUAAAGCCCCUGAGCCUCAGUUUCCUCUUCUAUAAAAUGGGGCUAGUGAUGGGGCCCACCCCAUGUGUUGUGGUGAGGGCUGAACACCUGGAAAGCCUCUUAGAGCCAAGCCAGCACUCUGUUGGUGUAUACCAGCCAUCAUAAUGCCAUAUUACCAUUAGCAAUGAGCACCAUUACCAAUGCUCAAGGGGCAAAGCAGCCUGCCUAGUAGGACAGCUCGCCCGGCUCCUCCAGGCCACUCGUCAGGUGCUGUGCUCACAAAUAUUCUAGCAGGUGUUCUCGGGCUCUGCCACCAUGUGACUGGCACCAGGCAAGAGGACUUCUAGGCACCUGUUCAACUGAAGUUGUCACCAGAGAAGGUGCCCUCUGGAGCUUCAUCAUGUGUUCAGCCAGUGCAUACUGAGCACUUCUUGGGGGCAUCCCCAUGUAGGCCCUAGUGCAGCUAUCAGCCUACAUGGAGGAGGCAGGCAUGUAAACAGGACAGCUGCUAUGCAGGAGAUAAUGGGGCCGGGGGUCCCUGGCAGGGUGCAUUUCGCAGAGGGUCCAUGUAGCCAGAACAGAGGGAGGGAGGGGCACAGGGCAGGAGAGAAGGCCACUGAGAUGGGCAAGGCCAGACCAAGGGGGCCAGGAAGGCCACAGGGUUGUGGCUUUCAUCCUAAGGGCUCUGACGGACUUUAAGCAGGGGGCAUGGCUUGAGCUGAGUUCACUGAAUAAUGAGAGAGGACUGGAUUGGAGACAGCCACACAGGGCCAUUUGGGCCCCCCAAAAGCCGAGGGCAGCUGGACAGAGUAGGGAUGGUGACAUGGUCAGCGAUGGGCUUGAGUCUGAUCCUGCCUGGCAUUGGCAGAUCUGCUCUAAGGAUGGCACUGACUCCAUACAUUCCACGGCACUUCCCCAUUCAUGGUUUCAGUCACCCCAUGAAGGGAGUGUGCUCACCCCCCUCUGACAGAGGGAAACCAAGGCUGGAGAGUUGAGGUGACAGGGUCAGGUCACAGAAGGAAGAGACAGUGUGCUUUGCUCUUUGCCCACUGAGCAUUCCUCAGGUCGAAAUGUCUCAACAGCUAGGGUUCCUCCAAAGGGGAGUGUGUGUGGAUGUUCACUGUACUGCCAGUACCAUGUUGAGUGUCUUCCCACCCAAACCCGAAGAAGGAGACACUCUUGCUAUCUGCACUUAUCAGGGAGAAGGCCCGAGGCCCAGAGAGGUUAAGUAACUUGCCCUACGUCACACAGUGGUAAGCAGUGCAGCUGAAACCCAUAGUCUGACACCACAGUCUACUCAGCCCGGUGUUCAGAGAUCCUCCUCGGGGCUAGGACCUGAAGAAAUUCUUGGCCUCACCCUCGGGAGAGCUGAGACACCAUGAUCUCAACCACACACACACACCUCCACAUGUGGUUCCUGAGCCCCUGCCUUCACCGGCAGACCAGAGAGGGUUUUCUGUGCAUGCCUGUCAGAACCAAACCAAAAACUAAACCCAGUGCCUUUGAGUCGAUUCCGACUCAUAGUGACCCUAUAGGACAGAGUAGAACUGCCCCAUAGAGUUUCCAAGGAGCGCUUGGUGAAUUUGAACUGCCGACUCUUUGGUUCACAGCCGUAGCACUUAACCACUACGCCACCAGGGUUUCCAUGCCUAUAAGAAGUACUGAUAAAUCAGGUCCCAGAUGCUCGUGCUUGGCCAGCAGCACUUUGAAACCUAGGAGGCUAUGACUCUGCCCUUUGAGAUCCAGGAGAGCAUGGCCCCACCCUUUGAAACUGAGAAGGCCCUGCUUCCCAUGCUCCUUCUAACAAUUCUGCUGAUCUCUGAGCUUCUCCAGGGAUGGGCCUUUUCUUUUCUUGGAGGACAACAGAUGGAUAACAGAUGUAGCUCCUUCAGCCUGUUUUCUGCCUGUAGAAUUCCAAGAGGCAGACAGCAUUCUUUCCUUUCAUUCUUUCUUUCCCCUUCAGUGUAAGCUGAUGGAUUUUCUGCUGUGGUAGUUGGUUAGAUCCAUCACAGGCUUAAUCUCUUUAACAAAAGGUUGCGAAGCCCUGUCCUUGGUGAACAUUCUAGGACACGUGUCCUUAGUUUGUGCAACAGAAUUUUCCAAAUCUUUAAGUUCUGUUUUCAUUUUUCAGUCCAUCUCUUUCCUCUCACAUUUUACUAUAAGCAGCAAGGGGAAAUCAUCCAGCCCCUUUAGGAUCUUGCUUAGAAAUCUUACCAGCCAGUUACCCAAGUUCAUCACUUACGAGUUCUACCUUCCAUCAAACAUUUGAACGUAAUUGGCAAGUUCUUUGCCACUACAUGAAAAGCAUCACCUUUCCUCCAUUGUCCAGUCACAUGUUCAUCAUUUCCUUUUAAAAGUCACCAGAAGCACCUUUAACAUCCACAUUUCUAGCGACAUUCUGUUGGCUGGUGUCAUAUGUAUUCUCAAAAACGAUGGAUACUUUCUCCAUAGCUCUCCUCACUUCCUUCUGAGCCCUCAUCAGAAUUGCCUUUGACAUCCAUAAUUCUACCAACAGUCUCUUCAAGGCAAUCUAGGCUUUUACUGUUAAAAAAAACCAUUGCCGUCAAGUUGAUUGCAACUCAUUGCGACCCCUUAUAGGACAGAGUAGAACCGCACCAUAGAGUUUCCAAGGACCGCAUGGUGGAUUUGAACUGCCGACCUUUUGGUUAGCAGCCGUAGCACUUAACCACUACACCAUCAGGGUUUUCAGGCUUUUACUAUUAGACACCUUAAAACUCUUCCAGCUUCUACCCAUUACCCAAUUCCAAAACCACUUCUAUAUUUUAGGUAUCUAUUUGUUAGAGCAGCACCCCGCUUUUACGGUUGCAAAUUCUGUCGUAGUUAUCUAGUGCUGCUAUAACAAUAUCACAAGUGAAUGGCUUUAACAAACAAGUUUAUUUUCUCACUGUUUAGGAGGCUACCCAGAAACCCAGUGCCAUCGAGUCGAUUCCGACUCAUAGCGACCCUAUAGGACGGGGUGGAAUUGCCCCAUAGAGUUUCCAAGGAGUGCCUGGCAGAUUCAAACUGCCGACCCUUUGGUUAGCAGCUGUAGCACUUAACCACUAUGCCACCAGGGUUUCCAUUAGGAGGCUAGAAGUCCGAAUUCAGUGUGCUGACUCUAGGGGAAGCCCUUCUCCCUCUCAGCUCUGGAGGAAGGUCCUUGUCUCUUCUGAGCUUCUGCUCCUAGUCAAGCCUCAUGUGGCUUGGGGCAUCUCUUUCCCCAUCCCUGCUAGCUUGUUUAAUCUCUUUUAUAUCUCAAUAGUGAUUGACUGAAAAUACACCCUACAUUAAUCCUGCCUCAUUAACAUAACGAAGAACCCAUUCCCAAAUGGGAUUAUAAACACAGGUAUAGAAGUUAGGAUUUACACUAGGUAUUUUGGGGAGACAUAAUUCAAUCCAUAACAGCCAGGUUGUAGGCUCAUCUGGCAUUUGGCAUAGUUAGGGGUAAAUGGGUUUGCAAUUCCUUGUUAGGAGUUAUAAUCAAAACUAGGCAUAAGAGCAAAGAUAAUGUUCUAAAGUUAAUUGUGAUGGUUGCACAAGUCCGUGAAAGUACUAUAAACCCAUGAAUCGUUGCACUUUAAGUGGGUGAAUUGUACAGUAUGUGAAGUCUAUCUCAAUAAAGCUAUUGUAUUUUUUAAAAACUAGUUCUAAACUAGUCAGGCUCACAAAGCUGUCAUCUCUUUCUGAAGACCAGAUUAUCUGAUUUGUGUCCCAUUUUUGAUUAUAAAAUAGCCAGAUUUAUGCAACGUUUUCCUUAAAGCGGUCCAAAUAGGAAAAGGAAAAAUUGGAACCAGCAGCACAUUCCGGGUUAAUUUGGAAACCUCGAUGCGAUCCAGACUCACCUGGCGCUCUUCCUCAUCCCCAGAACUUAUCUUUUUUCCAUUUCUUUUUGACUUUGAAAAACAAAAGUCUGUUCUUACGGGUAAAAUAGGCUCCUGUUCCCUUUUCUUUCCUGUAAAUUAUGAGAUAAGUUUGCAUUUUGUACCUUUCCAGAAGUCUCUGUUAAUUGUGGUCUGACCUCAGCGUCAAGACUUGUGGGAAAGAACAGAGAUAUUAGAAUCACUGCUGUGAGCUUUUGCUGCAAACCCCUGAAGUGCAGUGAGCAGCCUGUGCUGUGGAUUUGAGACAGAAGACAGGUGAGCAGCACCUACUUGUUGCUCCGGAAGUUACCUCCUGGUUCUGGUAGAUGCUAUGCUAGAAGCUUUGUCCAGCUCACUCCAGUGACUUUUUAAAAACUAUGGUCCCAAAUGUUCCAUGUUAUUUCUUGGAGAUAAUUAGGGCUAGUUGUGCUCCUGUUUUCAUGUGGCAGAAACUGGUGAAGUGCUUCGGGAACAAAUGCUCAGGCACCUCGCUUGUACUAAAAAACCAAAAAACACCACCGUUGCCAUCAAGUCACUUCCAACUAAUAGCAACCCUACAUGAGCUUGAACUACAAAUUAAUACAGAAUAGAACUGUGCUCCAUAGAAUUUUCUUGGCUGUAAUUUUUAUGGAAGCAGAUUUGCAGACCUGUCUUCCGUGGCACACUAGGUAGGUUCACACUGCCAACCUUUAUGUUAGCAGACAAGUACAAACCACUUGUGCCACCCAGAGACCUUCUGAUAAUACCAGCCUCCAUUUAUUGAGCAGUUACUGCAUACUACCACAUACCGCAUACUACAUACCAGCCACUGUGCUAAGAACAGUUGCAUAUAUUCUUCUCACUUAAUUUUCACAACAAUGAAUGAGGUAGGGAUUAUUUUCCUCAUAUUACCAGUACCAUUUGCCAUCGAAUUGACUCCAGCUCGUAGCAACCCCAUGUGUGUCCAAGUAGAACUGUUCUCCAUAGAGUUUUCAAUGGCAGAUUUUUUGGAAGUAGAUCACCAGGCUUUUCUUCCAAGGCACCUCUGGGUGGACUUGAACCUUCAACUUUUUGGUUAGCAGCCAAUGUGUUAACUAUUUGCAUCACCCAGGGAAACCAAAGCUUAGAGCUACUGUCCCCAUUACACAGCCAGUAAGCACAGGACUAUGAUUCAAACCCAUGUCUGUUUGCCGACAAAGCCCAUGCCUGUAACUUGUGUGUGUGUGUGUGCGCGUGUGUGUGUAUGUGUGUUUAAGGUGAGAAUUUACAGAGCAAAUUAGGUUCCCACACAAAUUAUUCAGUGAUAUUGGUUACAUUUUUCCCAGUGUGUCACCGUUUUCAUUCCUCCCAUUCUGGUUGUACCAUUUCCAGUUCUCUAGUGCUCCUGCCCCUUACCUUCUCAUCUUUGCUUUAGAGUAAUUUUUUACCAUAGAUGAUUUUCUUUAAAGAAGCUCAUUACUCAUGGGUGAUAGUCUAUUUUAUGAGCCAAUCUGUUGUCUAGCUAAAAGGUGACCUCAAAGGAUAAUUUCCGUUUAGGGUUUAAAGAGUAACUUAGGACGAUAGUCUCAGGAAGUCCUCUAGUCUCAACCUGUCCAGUAAGCCUGGGCUUUUUAAGAAUCUGAGCUCUGUUCCACAUUUUUCUCCUGUUCUGUAAGGAUGCAUCUAACAUGGCCCUGAUCAGAACAGUCAGUAGUGCCCUGAACUCUUUGUUGUACCACUACUACUUACUUAUCCCCAGCGUUGAGACUCCCUGACCAGUGCUCAGUGCUCCCUGUCUCCCACCUGGAGGAUGGCAGUGCAAGCACAACGUCCUCAGAGGACUGGGAACCGCUCAGAGAAUGAGGACACUUUCGGCACCUUUCCCUGCGCGCGACAAUGUUCCAAAAUGCCUUCCCUUUUGUGGUGGGUGAUGCACCUUCAGCACAGCCCAGAGUGGCACCACAGAGAAGCUCCGGCACUUCUGUGUGGGAGGCAGGAUGUACCUCUGUCCAAAGAAGUGCUGUCAUGAUUAUUUAUUAAUUGUGAAAGGGAAGGGAAAAAAAUAAUAAUAGGGUUUCCUGGAAAGGGAUAAAAGUUCAAUAUGAUAAACUCCCGAAAAGCAAUCAAAGGCCAAAGAGGGCAGAAAAAUAAAGGACAGAGAGAGUAAGAGAGAUGAUGAAUCAAAGUGGCAAGUGUGUUAGCAGAGGCCACAGGAGGGGCUGUAUUUCAUUGCUAUGGAGGUGAGGACCGGCUCUGCUGAGCCAUCAGCGCCAUCACACCGGCGGCGGCAGCAGCGAGUCAGGGUGGCGGUGAUGGUGGGGACUCGGGGGACUCGGCCCCAGGAGAUCUCCAAGGCCCCAGGCCUGGGGAUGAGCUGACAAUGACAGGAAUAGAUGGAACCAGCUGACUCUAUUGCUAUUACUGCAAACCCAUUGUAUUAAUUUUAUAUGCAUUAAUACAUGGAGGUAAAAAAUUAUAAAUGAAAACUGUAAAGCUACAGGAAGAAGAAUGCCCACAAUGACGGUCCUACCACCCCAGAAACAAGCAUCGUUAAUAUUUCAGUUUACUUCCCAUCUGUGUAUGUAUCUCUCUCCCCUCCCCUGCGCUUCCCACCUCUCUCCUCCCACCACCCUCCUCCUCUUUACCUCCUCCUUUUCCUCUCCUUUUUAUUAUUUUGCUUAAUUUUUAGGUACCAAAGAAAUAUGUGAGUUUCUUCUUCCUUUAAAAAAAAUUAUAAAUGAGGCCAAAGUCCCCUUUGACCACUCCCCUCCAGCCCCUUGCCAGAGGUAACCACAGUUAUCAGGGGGCUUAUCUCUCUCCAGACCCUUUUCUGUACAGUUGUAUUCCAUGUGUACCCAUGGACAGGUCCACAGCCCCUAAUCUUCAAUUCUGAAACCCAGACAGCUCUGGAAACCAAAAGAUUUCUUCCAAACUCAUUUGGUGGCAGAAUCUGCCCUUGAACUAUUUGUGGGCUGUUGAGAGGGGUUGUCAGUGCCACUUGCAGCGAAUAUGCAAGCACCUUUCCUGCAGAAACUUCCCGUGUUUGGUUUUAGCUGCUCAGGACCUAGCGGAGGAUGUGACAAUGUAUACAUUCCACAGAACCUUUUUAAUGCCUGAAGAUUCAAAUUCCAGAACACAUCUGCCCCCAAGGGUUUAGGAUAAGGAAUAUGAAUCUGUCUUGUUUUGUGGAUCGGGCCGUCUUUAUCUUUUUUAAUCUAAACAGAAUCAUAAUUCUGUGUAGCAUUCUGCAGCUUGAUUUUUUCCAGUCACCCAUGGGGACCAGAGCUCUCCGUGUGUUAGCAUUGCAGAUUUUGCACAUUCCUUUUCGGGGCUGCAUCUACUCCCCGGUAGGCAUACUGACAUUUCUUUGGCUGAGCAUUUCGGUGGAUUCCAGGCUUCACUGUCAUGGGCGGAGAUGCAGAGGGCAUCCUCAAAUGUGCCACCCUGGGCUUCGUGCAGCCCUUUCUCCUGGAAGUUCCAGGAGCAGAACAGCAGGGCCACGGGGUUUGUUUUUAACAACGUUGUCAUCGCGUCAUACGCUUCUCCUUGUGCUACAGCGUGCCUCUUCAUAAACUCCAUUGUUGAGGGCUACCUAAUAGUCCACUGUCUGGAUUAGCCAAAAUUUACCUAGGCGGUAUCUCACAUUGGCCAUUUAGAUGGUUUCUGUGACAUCAUGAAUAGCCCAGUGCUGAACACUUUUAUACAGAAAUCUUGGUGUUUCCAAUUAUUCCUUUAGAUUGGAUUCCUUUAGGGUCAAAGGUAGCGUCCCUAUUUAAGGCUCUUGAUAGCAUCUUGCCAAGUUGCUUUCCGGAAAGCAGAGCGGGAACGCCCACCUGGCCAUGCCCAGACCCAGCAUUUCACCCAAAAGGGUCUCCCUUCAGAGAUGCAAGCUAGCAUGGUGCUUCAGGGCAAAGCCAUCUUUCCGUGCGUGUGCGCCCGUAUGCUGUUCACAUGGGCACAUGCAUCUUUUCUGUCUUAUUUCUAUUUUAUAUCAUAUUCUUGCCAAAGACAGAGAGUACACAAGUUAACAGCACAGUAGAAACCAUAGCUUACAAUGUCUGUUUAGGGCAUGUUCCCUUGCAACCGCAUAUAAGGAUAAAGAUUUCAGAAAUACGGGCUCUCUGGACAUGAGGCAUUAAAUCAAUCAGUGAAAUUUCACUCUCAGGGCAGCUUGCCAAGUGAGACCGAGAGAGAAGUAAGUUCUCUGAUUCAGUGGAGUCCGUAAAGCCCACGGUAGCCUCCAUCAUCCCCCUGCUUCGGGAGGCAAUCAAAUAAUGAGCACUCAGCUGCUCCAGGGAGGGGUCCUCAAGGGCAGCUCAAUGCCAGCUGACCUGAUGGCUUUUGGGGGGAAAUUGUGAGAGCUAGGGGCAGAUAAAUACCCCGGGAAGCUGGAGCUUAACUAUGGGAACUUCAGAGAACUGGAGGCUUUGUAUGCAUGAUGAACAAAGGGACAGGGCUGGGUGCUUGAGUAAUCCAGCAUUGGAAGGCAGACGCCUAACUCAGCAAGGAGUGGGCCAGCGCUGCCCGCCAGCUUAGUGCAACGACCAGAGAGCAGGAUGCAGGGAAGGCUAAAUUUAGCCCACGUUUCAGGGGAAAACAUCGAUCUCAAAUGUAGUGCUGUCUUUUAAAGGAAAGUGGAAGCUGUAGGCCAGUCAUUUGGGACAAUUUCACUUGAACAGAUAAAAGCCCAGGAAAAAUGAAUGAUUGUAACCCGCUUGUCCUGCUAGAAAUCUAGAGAAUCUUCGUUUUGGCAGGAGGGUUAUUGGUUUCUGCAUGGGCAUGAUGGAUGGUCCAUUCCCCCUUCCUUGUUUGUUCCCAAGAAAAGGUGCUGCCCUGUUUUCUGGAAAGAUUGGAGAUUUAUGUUUCCAGUCGCAAAUGUUCAUCUUCACAGGAGCGACACCCAGUCCAGGCCUCGGUGUUUGCUUGGCUGUUGGCCGGUUUCUGUCAUCUGAUGUGUUCCAUGUGUCCCGAGCAGAGGCACCACCAGUCCCUCUCCCAGUUGUUGGUAGCUGAGCACAAGGCAUCUGGUGGCUGUGGACAGUUUUUUGAACCAGGCACUUCCAGCAUGCGUGCACACAGCCUCUCGGGCGUUGUUUCCCCUGCCCAAAGCCAAGGGACCCACACACAGUCCCUCACAAUAGCCUUCUGGCCUGUGACACUGCAGCAGCCUCACUUGUCUGUGGCAACAGUAUCUUUCCUGUGGCCUCCCUCUGACACUGCUGUCUUGUCUGGGAGGGGAAGAAAGUCCAGCCUGUCAAUAUUUGGGGUACUAAUUACCUGCAUUCAGAUAUCAGGGGUCACAGGAAGGCCGAGACAUUUCCAGGAAUUCUUGUCUCUAAAAUGUGGGGCUGACCAUAAAGAAGUUCCAGAAAGGAUGUGAAAGAAAGAAGCCCAAACCUCAACCCCACCCCAUGCUCCAGCCCUGAGCACUGUCCAUUGUGUCUUGGGUUCUUGGGAAGAAAUGAAGUCAACACACACGGUGGUACGGGUCCAAGUUAAUAAUAAAUGUGGAGGAAGGAGAGAGGAUGUUCAAUAUUUAAACAUUUCAGAGCGCUGAGUUUGUUUUGCCAGUUACUGCCCUCUGCCUGCUUCCCGGAUGGAUUCUAUAAACCUGAGCCUUUUCUCCCUAACACUGCCGCUGGCAUCUGACGUCAGUAAUUUUCACAAAGGGGAAACGGUUCCUUUUCUAGGCAGCCCCAAACUGGCAGGGUUUCUUCUUGUUUCUGUUACCUUUCUUAAAGGAAGGAAGAGCAACAAUGUGGAAACUAAAGUCUUUAUGAAUCUUGGAGCACUCGAAAGGAGUUUCUAAGCUUUGGGGUCAUGUCUACAGUUGUCUUCAUUUCCCGUGUUGGCUUCUCCUAGAGCUUUCUUGUAUUUUACUAUAAAUUUUGUGCUCUGCUUCUUACCUGUAACAGAAAAAGAGCCUUAACAAUGAGACGCCCUGGCCACGUUUAGGAAAUGUCUAUCCAAGUAUACAUACUAGAUAGGUUCCUUAAAAGUUGGCCUAUAAUGCUGAAUUCUGUGAAUCAAUUCCUUUUUUCUUCUUGACACACGUUAUAUAAAAGGAAAAGCAUUCCUUUGAGGGGAGGAAAAAGCAUUUGGCCCCAAGACGUAAUAAAAUCAUGCCUAAGGAUGCAGCAAACUUUAAGUCUUGUAGUUAAAGGAAAUCAAUACUUUUAUGAUGAAAUAUUAAUAAUACUAAAAAAAAAAGUCAAAACUACAAAUGCAGAAUAGCCUGGGUGAUUUUCACAUUGAAUGCGUUAGCUUAGCAUUUGCAAGGAAACACAAAAGGAAGGCAGAUCAAACUGUAGCCCAGCUGAGAAGGCCCUCAACCCUUCAUAAGCCCCUUUUUUCAUGGGUUUUCCAUGAAUACACACACCUCUCCCUAAAUGCCCGGAUGUGUUUCCAAGCAUUUUGUUGAAGAUGCUGACUUACGGAAAUGAAAAGAUGAGCCUAAGCUGGAGAGGAGCAAACAUGCAUGUCCAGACACGCAUAGGCUCGCACACGUGCACACACCCACACGUUCAAGCACUUGCAUGUGCACACGUGUGCAUCCACACUGACAGCAGGGGGCCAGGUCCUGAGGCAAAGAGAAAGGGAGAGCUAGGGAAAGCCACUUCUUUGGACACACAGCCAGCUGUUUUCCUUGGUCCUCAUCUUCUGCAGAUUGUUCCAGUGAAGAUCUGUGAGGGCCAUAUUCAAACUAGGCUGAGCCACACGCAGCUGCCCUUGUUGUAGUCACCUUGGUUGAAUGGUGGCAGGUUCAUACAGUUCAACCUAACAUAUUCAACUCUCUUGCAAAGAAAUAUUAGCAAAUAGAACACAGUUCUGUUUGUGCAAUGUGUAACGUAUGCACACUGGUGUAUGAGAAGCACCAAAGGGGAUGGGAAGGAGAAUCUCUGCAGAUAGGGAGCCUCCUGCCUCUACCACAACCUCAGAGCCCUAGUAGUGAGGGAAGGGACAUCAUGUGGGUCUUGAACUCAAACAUAACAGAUAAUUCUAAGAAUUUUUGUGAAAAUAUAAUAAAUCUAUUUUCUCAUCACUGAUUUUAUAUAGAUUCUUUAAGCUUAGGUAUUUAAAGUUACUUUAGAAAAGCUCUCUCGUGCCUCUCUUGUUUAACCCCCAAAACAUUUAGUCACACUAGCUAAAAUGAUGAAGAUAUUUUUGUUGUUUUCUCUAAAAGAGCUGAGCCAUUUCUUCUGCCACGUGCCCGUAUGUCUAAAGACACUUAUAAAAAGGAAAAGCCCAUUCGGGCCCAGGUUCUGCACAUUGUGCCAGUAAAGUAAUCAAAACACCUAGCGCUAGCCAGACACUUAAAACAUAUUAAUUGGUGUCAUGCAGUGUGGUGGUGUUCCCCGACUUUACUCACUUAACCAGUGAGGACACCGUUGGCCUGUAGGGUCACAGGCUCCCUCGGGGCCCCACACCCUGGCAAGGUGGUCCACCAGGCAUGCCUUGUGCCUGGAGGGGAAACAGCAGCCCCUUCCUUCAGGCCCGGAGUUGAGUGUCUACCCCAUGCCAAGGCCUCCCCUUGUAGGGAUCAGAAGCGUUUUCAGAGCCCUGUGUGUAACCACCCGACUCGCUGUGCUCGCAGGUCUGCCAGGACAGAAGUUUACAGUCCUAUCUGCUUAACGACCUCAGUCAUGGGCUGUUAAAAGCCUGUUCUGGCUGAUAUCUGUUGCGGUGUUCGUGUGGCUCUGCACACACUUCCUGAUUCUAUCUGACCCACGUAGUUCCAGAUAGGAUCUCCAGCUCCUUUUGUAGCUGGUGUGUAAGAGAACAUCAUUGUCUUUCAGGCUGGCCUAGCCCCAAUCUGUAAGAGCACACGAUGUAAGAGGCUCUGGUGACGCAGCUGGAGGCAGCAGCCCACCACCCCAUUCUGGGAAAUCAGAGCCCUGGCAGCAGCCAACCACCCCAUUUAGUGUCUGUAUGCGCCCAUAUGUCUGAAGACACUUAUAAAAAGGGAAAGCCCAACUGGGCCCAGGUUCUAAACAUUAUAAGUGCCAGUUAAGUAAUCAAAACACCUAGUGCUAGCCAAACACUUAGAACAUAUUAACUUGUUUCAUGAGGUGUGGUGGUCUUCCCCCCACGUUACUCACUUAACCAGUAAGGACACUGCUUCAGGGGCACAUUAAGUAGUGUCAGUUGCACUACCCCACUGAUACACUCACACCUUGCCAACACACAAGAAGCCGCGGCAGGGUGUACCUCUUAUGUGGGAUACAUACCCUGUGGUCUCACGCCGUUCUACCGUAAAGGGAUAGAGCAGGGCUGAUGAGAAGACAGACUUGUAGGAAGAAUCGGGCGAUCCUGGGCUAGCAAGACCCUCAGGAGGUCAUCCUGUGUAAGCAGGGCCAUAGCUGACCCACCCUUCCCCGGGCCACCAGUCCCUAGCCUGGCUCCCAUUGGCCCUUGGCAGAAGAGUAGGGGGCUGAUGACCUCCUGUGUCUUAACGUGCUCCCUGAUCACUGUCUAACCCGACUCCCUCUUGCUGCUUUUCAGCCCUGUCUGCUGCCUCAGUAGAGAGGCAGGCGAGGUGGUCGCUGGCAGGCUUUCUAGUCCCUUUGCUGAGAGACUGUUUUGGAACUCUUUUCUCACUAGUGUACAGACGGUAAUGCCAUCGGAAGAGGGAAGGGGCUGGGCGAGGCAGGGAACCCGGCCCUUAGGAGUCAAGCCCAAGGCCUGGCAACCUUUGCUUUUAAAAACCCACAGCAGGGCUGUGUCACCAUAAGAGAGUCUCAGCCAUGUAGCCCAUACGGGAUCCCGCACGCAGCUGUCCUGGAUACGUGUUUGUGUCCAAGGCAGCGAGCAUGUCAAGAUGCAGCCCUGUUGUAGAAUUCUUGAUGUUCACAGAACCCAGACACCCCCAGCAGCAAUGGGGACCUUCAGACCUUGGAUCUCUCCCAUGGCUGGCAGCCCACUCAGGCAGGUCUUCACCCAAGAGCCACUUCCCAGGGCACAGUAGGGAGAGGAUGGCCAAAGGGAAAGUAAGAUACUGAAGACAAUUUUUUCUUU